AUGUAUUGGGAUCCGGCUCGUAUGGAUGAUGCAGUUGCUGUCAAACUUGAACCCAUCACCCGCUCAUCUUCUGUGCAGCGUGAAUACAACAUUUUGAAACACCUUGAAGGUGGUGUUGGUAUUCCCCAUGCCCUCUGGUUCGGUAAGGAGUCGAUAUAUCAUGCUCUCGUUCUCGAUCUCCUUGGGCCAUCCCUGCAUAGUCUCUUCCUUUCCCACAGCCAAAAAUUCAGCCUUUACACUGUCAUAAAUCUAGGAGAUCAGCUGCUCUCACGUCUCGAAUACAUUCACUUGCACAGUUAUAUUCACGGUGACAUCAAACCACAGAAUGUUGUUCUGGGUCUUGGCAAUUUGAGGCACACCGCCUUUAUUAUUGAUUUCAGUAUCGCAAAGGAAUUCUGGAAUAUGUCAACCAGUGUCCAUAUCCCAUUUCACCAAGGUCAACAUCUCACUGGCACUCCUGCAUUUGUGUCAAUCAACAAUCACUUGGGAGUUGAACCAGGUCAUCGUGACGAUAUCAACGCUUCCAUACUCAAGCGCAAAGUGAACACCACCAUCAAAGAUUUAUGUCAUGGAAUUCCUGUUGAGUUUGCAACAAUUCUCAUUUACACGCACUCACUUGCAUUCUCAGAGGAUCCCAACUAUAACCACCUUCACUCAUUGCUUCAUCUGCGUGCUUGCUGGAUAUAA
Molecule: messenger RNA, 687 nt
Organism: Suillus paluster
Lineage: Eukaryota; Fungi; Basidiomycota; Agaricomycetes; Boletales; Suillaceae
Product: casein kinase I
Exons: 5
Coding region: 1-687 (228 amino acids)
Biological process (GO): peptidyl-serine phosphorylation; endocytosis; signal transduction
Cellular component (GO): cytoplasm; nucleus
Molecular function (GO): ATP binding; protein serine/threonine kinase activity
Source: RefSeq, a predicted model, not a curated record